AUGCCGGCGAAAAUAACAGAUGAUGAGAAAAUCCCGAAGAUUCCAAAUCUCGAUGUGGCUCAGUGGAAAUUCUUCUUGAAAUCGCAUCCGAACUGCGCAAAGACCGAGGAGAAACUCAUGGCUGAAGUGAAAGCCAAAGAAAUGGCGCCUUUCUACGCGGACAUGUGCGCCGAACUGGAAAGAACACCUGACAAGAAGAUCUUAUCCGAUCUCAAGGCGAAAAACAAGGAACAGCUCAAGAAGCUCGACGAAAAGAUUGAAGCCGCUGGACAAGUCGAAGGCGACGUCAGCACAGACGUCCGCGAUGCAAUGAUCGAAAAGGCUACGUAUUACUCGCAAAUCGGCGAUAAAGAAGAAGCUCUCGCUCUUUACAAGAAAGUUCUCGCCCUGGAGAAGAACGUCACGCUUGGUAUUCGACUGGACUUGACGUUUGCGAUUCUUCGAAUUGGACUUUUCUACAACGAUAGAAAACUGAUUACAGAAAACGUCGAAAAAGCAAAGAAAAUGAUCGAUGAAGGUGGCGACUGGGAUCGACGAAACAGACUAAAGGUGUACGAAGGCCUCUACUGCAUUACGAUCAGAGAUUUCAAACGAGCUGCUGAGCUCUUCCUCGGCGCAGUGGCGACAUUUACCUCCUACGAGCUCAUGGAAUACGAAGAGUUUAUCCGCUACGUUGUAAUUGUUUCUAUGGUCGCCCUUCCUAGACACCAGCUCUGGAGCGAUAUUUUGAACGGGUCCGAAAUCCUAGAAGUGCUCCACUCCGACCAGGCUUCGAAGCAAUACGCGCUCGCCUUCUACAAUAGUCAGUUUGAUAAGUUUUUCCGUGGACUCGCCUUCGUUGAACAGGACCUGAAAAACAACCGAUUCACCCACGAGCAUUACAAAUAUUACACGAGAGAAAUGCGCAUUCUCGCUUACAAUCAACAACUAAAGGCUUACAACUCAAUGAGUCUCGAAUACAUGUCAAAAGCAUUUGGAGUGAGCGUCAAAUUUCUCGAUCGAGAGCUUUCGAAUUUCAUUACGGCCGGCAGAAUCCACGCCAAAAUAGACAAAGUGAACGGAAUUAUCGAAACGAACCGUCCCGACGCCAAGAACAAGCAAUACCAGGACGUUAUCCGCAAAGGCGAUCUACUCCUCAACCGUGUCCAAAAACUUUCCCGAGUUAUUAACAUUUAA
This is a messenger RNA of Oikopleura dioica, 1176 nucleotides long. The record is from the annotation of a GenBank genome assembly. Lineage: Eukaryota; Metazoa; Chordata; Appendicularia; Copelata; Oikopleuridae.